UCAGGUAUGAUAGCCCAAGGGAGCGAUUCAGGAGAAAAGUAGAAGGAAGGGAGAGCAGCAGGGACAUCCUUUAAUGGGGCAUGGAGAGCGGUAGAGUAAAAUAUGGAAAGGUAAUGCCUGAGUCGUCAUCAUCAUCACUUAACCGUGACCUCUGUCUCUCACCCAGAUGUGCUGCUCCUGAUUGCCCUCAUUCUUGAGGUCCAGGCUGCUCCUCACUCGGGAAUUUUAUCAACAAAUUUCGACUUCCUGCAAGAUAAUCUGGAGUUCAGCCGGAAAAUCACCUUGGAAGCAGAAGAACUGAAAGACUACAUGUGCGGCUUUCACAGCCUGUGCAAUGAAGACGAGCUAAGAAUAAUCCAGAGGCAGUUGGGACUGCGAUCAACUCCACUGGACCGGUGUCAAGGUGUUAACUUCGACCGGGAGGAAUGCUUCGGACAGCUUUCCAGAGGCCUGAAGGACUUUUUAAUCCUGAUUAGCUCAGCGAGACCCAUCCUACACGAGAAACUAGACAGGUUAGAUGUCGAUGUCAGAGACCUUCUCACCAACGUCCAAGAAGAGAUGGAUUCACAAGCGAUUUCCGUGCCGUACUUACCUCAGGAGACGCCUCAGUACCAGACUCAUUUCCAAAGGAAAGCCGGCGCGUUCCUGAUCAUUUCGGACAUUACAGAUUUCAUGCUCAUGGCCCAGAAUGCGUUUCGGUAUCCAUUCGGCGGGUGACAUGGACUCACCGGGGAGGAACUUCUGUUUAAUAUUUAAACAGCCGCCCUGUCCGAUCACGAAACCCUUUUAAUUGCAACGGUUGCAAUAACGGAAGCAGAUGUAGUGAAUAUUUCACAUUUUUUGUACCACAGCCUUUGCUAUUUAUUUAUACUAUCUGACUGUUGAGUGUUAAUUUAAUAUUAAAUGUAUUUAUUUUAUUUAUGGUAUAUAAUUAUUAAUAUUUAUUGUCGUGCUGU
Messenger RNA from Spea bombifrons (plains spadefoot toad), 956 nucleotides. Its product is annotated as myelomonocytic growth factor-like. Gene Ontology annotation, biological process: positive regulation of cell population proliferation; positive regulation of myeloid cell differentiation; immune response. The record is from RefSeq and is a predicted model, not a curated record. Lineage: Eukaryota; Metazoa; Chordata; Amphibia; Anura; Pelobatidae. Gene Ontology annotation, cellular component: extracellular region. Gene Ontology annotation, molecular function: cytokine activity; growth factor activity. The coding region runs from base 310 to 717 and encodes 135 amino acids. The transcript is spliced from 4 exons.